Lotus japonicus is the source of this 1488-nucleotide messenger RNA. RefSeq lists its product as uncharacterized. Gene Ontology annotation, biological process: transcription initiation at RNA polymerase II promoter. Gene Ontology annotation, cellular component: transcription factor TFIID complex. Bases 1 to 732 code for a protein of 243 amino acids. Lineage: Eukaryota; Viridiplantae; Streptophyta; Magnoliopsida; Fabales; Fabaceae. Gene Ontology annotation, molecular function: RNA polymerase II general transcription initiation factor activity; transcription cis-regulatory region binding; chromatin binding. The transcript is spliced from 5 exons. The record is from RefSeq and is a predicted model, not a curated record.
AUGGCAGUGGGGCCCGAACCCGCGGGUACCCGACCCGACCCGACCAGGUUUUCAGUCCAAGGCUCCAAGAUUCAAUCCCGUUGUGUUUCCAAUUCAAGUUCCAAGGUUCCUUUCUUCUCCGGCUACUCCUUCCUUCAUCCUUUCUUCUCCGGCUGCUCCUUCGUUCUUCCUUUCUUCUCUUGCUGCUCAUUUCUUCUCCGGCUGCACCUCACAUCGACGAAGACUAUUGAUACAAGGGUCAAGCUUGCAUAUGCCCUUGCAAGACAGUGGGUUGGAGUGUAUAUCACUCCCGAGGCACCCAAUGAUGAGUGGGUCUUAGAAGGUCUUGCUGGUUUCUUGACAGAUUUUUUCAUUAAGAAACAUUUGGGAAACAAUGAGGCACGGUAUCUGAGAUACAAGGAAAAAAUGGAGGAAGUGAACACAAAUAUGGAAGGGUCCUCUAAUCCUACUAGUGAAAGUGCAUGUCAACCAAUUUUGGAAGGAUCCUCUAAUCCUACAACUGAAGAUGGUAAUACGGAUAUAGCACUAGAACCUCCACCAAAGAGGCACAGAAGCAAGGUGUGGGAUGAAUUUGAAAGGAUUAUUGAGAAGAACGGGGAAGUCAAGGCGAAAUGCAUGUAUUGUAAUAAAAAGCUUAGUGGCAAUUCAAAGAAUGGAACAAAUCACUUGCACACUGAUAAGUGCCAAAUUCACCAUGUUUUCCAUCAUACUUUAGGCACUUAUCUAUUGUAAUAAUGAAAAAAUUCUUAUAAGUAACUCUCUUUUAAGUAGAUUAUGUAGAAAAUGAUUUCAAUCUCAAUUUGAGUUGUAGGUUGAAGAGUAAUUGAGAAAGUACAUGAUUUGGAUGAAAGAAAGCUUGUAAAUGAAGAAAUCCACUUAGCCUUGAAGAAUCCCACUCAAGAACUUUGAAAUAUCAAGAAAUUAACCUUGUUGUUCCAAUCAUGCUUAGCAUGUGUUCCAGGGUGCUAAGCAUCAUCUGGCAAUGGAGACUCCUUCAACAUGAAGUAACAGGGUGCUAAGCGUUUAAAAUGGAGUGCUAAGCAUCAUCUAGCAGUGGGGAAUCCUUCAGCAUGAAGAAACAGGGCGCUAAGCACCUAAAGUGGAGUGCUAAGCACCCUGUAACAGAUCUGCAAUGCUAUAAAACUCAAAGUUCAGCACAAAACAGGGAGUUCACGAAAAUCAGAGAUAAAUACACAAACCCAUCACUUGGGGAAAGGGAGAACUAAAAGGAGAUCAUCAAGGGUGACCUAGGAGACUAGAGAGAAAGCUUUGGAGCUGAUUUCAUCGCCGGGGAACCGUCACGAGUCGGUUUUUCAUCGCUCUUCUUCUCUUUUAUCAUUGUAAAGCUAUCCAUGGAAGUGGAUAGCUAAUUUCUCAUUUGUUGGGAUUAGAACUAGUUGUUUUAAUGCUCAUGUAAUCUAUUUGAUUUCCUUUCAUGCAAAUUUCAUGUUUCUAUGUUAAAGAAUCAAUGGUUUUCUCUUAUGCUUC